Coccomyxa subellipsoidea C-169 is the source of this 2580-nucleotide messenger RNA. RefSeq names its product kinase-like protein. Gene Ontology annotation, cellular component: cytoplasm. Gene Ontology annotation, biological process: protein phosphorylation. The record is from RefSeq and is a predicted model, not a curated record. NCBI's taxonomy places the organism in Eukaryota, Viridiplantae, Chlorophyta, Trebouxiophyceae, Coccomyxaceae. Gene Ontology annotation, molecular function: protein serine/threonine kinase activity; ATP binding. Bases 313 to 2580 code for a protein of 755 amino acids. The transcript is spliced from 12 exons.
CUCAAAGUCUGCAUCCGUUCUACAACAUCACAUAAUGGAAUUCUCAUAAGCAUCCUGGUUUUGGUAUUUGGUGAACUGCGGUAGUCUUGGUCGGAGUGAUUGACUCCAGUCAUUGGCCUCUCAGAAAGUGAAGCAAGUAGCUACAGGCCGCAUCACACCAUCUUCAAAAUAUUUUCCCACUUGCUGCGAGCUCACUGAAGUGCAGAGCGCCAUUGCAUCUGGUCUUGUUGACUGACACGGCAGGUCUUGGAACGCAGUUUGUGUUGUGAAUGACAGCAGUCAUCAAAGCACAGGGAUCAGCCAUGAGGUAGCAUGAAGGGCGUGGGCGAUUUCCUACGAAAUGUGGUACAGCGAAAGGAGGGUGGCCUGGUGGGUCGCACCUUCAAAGUGGGCGCAUACACCAUAAGGGUGGAAGCCCACCUGGGAGAUGGUGGAUUUGCAUCUAUCUACAGGGCCCGAGACACCUCCACGAUGACUGCCUUUGCGCUGAAGCAUGUGCGCAUGGGAGGCGAACCUGAUGCCGUCGCAGAUUGCCACACCGAGGUGGAAACAAUGCAGCGUCUGAGGGACCAUCCUAACAUCCUGACACUGAGGGCAGUGGCCUACGUGGGGCCCAAGGGCGCAGAGCAGGAGGCGUUCCUGCUGCUGGACCUGUGCAAGGAGAGCCUUGUGGACCACCUGCGCGCUGCUGCAGGCCCCCUGCCUGAUGCAGACGUGCUCACCAUCUUCCACUCUGUUUGCAAGGCUGUGGCCAUCAUGCACCACCAGAGCCCGCCGCUCUCACACAGGGACUUGAAAGCAGAGAAUGUGCUGUUGCACAACAACGGGACAUGGGUGUUGUGCGACUUUGGAAGCACCACCAGCUGGGCUGGACGCUAUGAGGGAUCCAAUGAGAUCAUGGUGGCUGAGGAAAACAUCCGAAAAUACACAACACCAGCUUACAGGGCGCCAGAGAUGUUUGAUCUCUACUCACGGGAGCGCAUUGAUGUCAAAGCAGACAUGUGGUCUCUGGGCGUCCUUCUUUCGUACAUCUGCACCGGGCAGCUGCCCUUCGUUGGAGACUGCAAGCUCCAGGUGCUGAAUGGGGACUACAAUCUGCCUACUGGCCGGCCUGAGCCCUUCUUGGCCCUCAUACGCGGGCUGCUGCGCGUGUCGCCAUCGCAGCGGCUCAGCAUAGAUGCGGUGCUCCAGCAGCUGGAGCGCCUGGCAUCCAAGCUGCCAGCAUUGUCCCUGCCCUCCAGCGCGCCGUCAGUUUCCAAUGGCGCCAGCAGCAUCGAGAACGGCGCAAAGACACUGAAGAUAACCCCGCGGCCUGCCCCCAGGGCCGCAGGGCCCAACAGAGAAGUGGGAGGCAGUGGGCGAACAGCAGCGCAGGGUGCAGGGGGCAGCAACGGCGGCUGGGAUGCCGGAGGAUGGGACCUGGGCAGUUGGGAGCAGCCGCCCGGCAGCUCUGCUGCACCUGCCGCUGCUGUGUCAAUACAGGAGAGCCUGUCGAACCUGUCGAACCUGAGUCCGAGGCGGGAGCCAACGCCUGUCCCAGAAGCGGGCAGGAAAGAGCAGCUCCUCAUGCCCAGCACCAGCAUCGCAAGGCUGCCGGAUCCCACCAAGCUGCCCACUCCAAAACAGCCCGGUGUUGGCUCGCCGGCGCCAAAGCUGCAGCUGUCCUCGCCGACGGUGCCGCUGCGGCAGAGCAGCUCGCUCAAGGCGCUGGGGGCGCGGGGAGGCCUGGAUCUCAUGGACGCCCCCGCACAGCUGCACAGCCGCAGCCUCGACCGGGGCACCUCUGCGGCCAGCAGCGACGCCGGCGACGAGCGGCGUGACUCGGGCGGCUCCACCGGCGCGGCCGCUUCGGCGCUGCGGCAGCAGCUGACGGAACUGGCGGAAGCCAAUCAGAAGCUGACGGCAGCCAUCCAGGAGAAGGACUCUCUCAUUGAGCAACUGCAGGCGCGCCCCUUGCACCUCUGGAGACCUGCAGAAAUAGAUCGCUCAAAGCCGUCCAGGCAGGCACCAGCAGCAGAGUCACAGCGCGUCAGCAGCAGGAACAACAGCCAUGGCGGCUCAGCGGAUGGCGGCUGGGUGGCAUCUUUUGGUUCGUCGCGAGAUGGCUUGCGGCCUCAGACCAGCAAUCUUGCAGAGCCACUGCACCCCGGCAGCGGGACCACAUCUCCCCAGGCCUCCCUGCGCUCCACUGUCUCCUCCUGGGGGAAGGAAGGGGCUGCAGAGCCCGGCACGCUGUCACCAGACCACCCGCUGAAGAGCCUGGAGCAGUCCCUGAGCCAGCUGGACCCCUUCACACAUGCGGCCAAGCCCCUCACAGCAGCUCCUGUGGAGCCGGCGGUUGCAGCUCCCCAGCUCAAAAAGGGGCCGUCGCGCCUGGGCAUGAAGCUGCGCGGCAACUCCUUCGAGGCCUUUGAGGACGUGGCCGUGCCCAGCGAUGCCGGUCACCUCAACGCUCCCGACAGCGCCACUGCAGCCUCCGCUGCAGAGCAGGGCGGCGAGGGCGCCAUGGGCAAGAGCAAGGGCAAAGGGCCCCGCCACAGGCGGACCACCAGGCAAGCAGAUCCUAUUUUGUGGAUAUAA